This is a messenger RNA of Trichoderma gamsii, 1500 nucleotides long. RefSeq lists its product as hypothetical. Gene Ontology annotation, cellular component: cytoplasm. Lineage: Eukaryota; Fungi; Ascomycota; Sordariomycetes; Hypocreales; Hypocreaceae. The record is from RefSeq and is a predicted model, not a curated record. The transcript has 2 exons. The coding region runs from base 1 to 1500 and encodes 499 amino acids. Gene Ontology annotation, molecular function: sphingomyelin phosphodiesterase activity.
AUGACCUCCCCCAACGCCUCAGCCUCGCAAGGCCAUGGCAACAGCACCAACAGCCCCGUCACACAGAUCCGCCUCCUCUCGCUCAACUGCUGGGGUCUCCUCUUCAUCUCCGACCUGCGCACCCCGCGCCUCGCCGAGAUUGGCCGCCAGCUGGCCCUCCUGGACCCCCCGCCGGACAUUGUCUGUCUCCAGGAGUGCUGGACGCGCGACGACUACCAGGCCAUCUGCAGGGCUACGGCGGACAUCCUGCCCUAUGGCAAGUUCUACAACAGCGGCGCGUUUGGCGGCGGCUUGGCGCUGCUGAGCCGGUGGCCCGUGGAGUCGAGCUCCAUGUUCCGGUACCCGCUCAACGGGAGGCCGACGGCGUUUUGGAGAGGCGACUGGUAUGUCGGCAAGGGGGUGGCCAUUGCUGGAGUGAGAUAUGGCCCGGGGGAGAAUGAUGUGGUUGAAGUGUUCAACACUCAUACACACGCCCCCUACGAGAGCGGCCCCGGCGACACCUACCUCUGCCACCGCACCGCCCAAGCCUGGGAAAUCUCAAAGCUCCUCCGCGCCGCCUCCCUCUCCGGCCGCCUCGUCGUCGCCCUCGGCGACUUCAACAUGACGCCCCGCUCGCUCCCCCACCGCAUCAUCACCGCCCGCACGCCCCUCAAAGAUACCUGGCGAGUCCUCCACCCAGACAGCUCCCUCGGAACGGCAGACGAUCCCGCGGAGAAGGCUAGGGGCCUCCCCGUGCCGACUGCCGGCUACAACAUCAAGUUCAACGGCUCGACCAGUGAUGGGCUCUACAACACCUGGCGCUGGUCAAAGAGCGCGCAGAAGAAGCUCAAGACGGAGCCGUCGCCCGUCGAUCCAGACAGCCCUGAUCCUCGCGGAAAGCGCCUCGACUACGUCUUUGCAACCACCGGCCGCUUCCAGUCUGAUUCUUCUUCUUCUUCUUCUUCUUCCUCUCAAUCCCGGGGCUGGGUCGUCCACUCAGCCUCCGUCGAAAUGACCCAACGACAUCCCGACCUCAACGUCUCCCUAUCCGACCACUUCGCCGCCUCCGCCAUCCUCAAACUCCACCAAAUCUCACCUUCCUCCCCCAUCCCCGACCUAGACGCCCAGCUACUACAGCAAAUCCCCUCAAAAGAUCAAGUCCUCGACGACACCCAACCCCUAACCCUCUCCGACUACGACGAAAUCCUCGCCAUGACGGACUGGUACAUGGCCCGCGAGGUCAGCCAGCGCUUCUGGCGAGGCAUCCACUUCUACGCCUCCGUGCUCGUCUGGAUCGGCUGCCUCGUUGCCGUGUGGUGGAGCCCGCGCAACUUCGUGGCCUUUAUCCUCAUGCUCGUCGCCAGCCUGGGUCUCGCCACGGGUGUUGUCGACGGCUUGAUGGCGCUUCUCUUCUUCUGGUCCGAGAUUCGUGCUCUUAGGGAGUUUGAAUGGGAGAUUCGUACUGCCAAGUCGUUUCUUUCGCCAGGGGAUGCGGAGAAACCACAAACUGCCAAUGUAUAG